AUGUCUUCAUCAUUAAGUACAAUUCUUUUCUUUCAAGAUUCUUAUCAUUUCAAUUUAUUAACAGGUGAUUCUGGUGUUAAUUAUCCUGAAAUAUCUAUUCGAAAUCAUCAAAAAUAUGAUGAUGAUAAUGAAAUAUCAUUAAGAAAAUAUGAUUCAGAUAUAGGACUUCAUCAUGAUACACAAACAGUCACUGAAUCUUAUGUUAUGCCUUAUAUAUCAACAGAAAAAGGUUUAGAACGUGCAUUGGAACAAACAAAUCGAUUUUGUUCAGGUCUGGCACAUAUUGCAACUGAUCUUGACACAUGA
This is a messenger RNA of Rotaria sp. Silwood2, 306 nucleotides long. Lineage: Eukaryota; Metazoa; Rotifera; Eurotatoria; Philodinida; Philodinidae. The record is from the annotation of a GenBank genome assembly.